CACUCCGGGCCGCGGCCCUGCGCGGGUGUCAUGGCGGCGGCCGGGGCCGGGCCGGGCAUGGAGCCGCUCGCCGCCUCCGUCCGGGAUUUCGUAGCCGGGCAGCAGGACGGCCGCGCCGCGGAGGUGGCGGCAGGGUUGAAAGAUGGAAAGUGGACAGUGCUGCAGCUUGUGGAAGCCCUGGGGUUUUGCCUGGAGAACACAGAUCCUCGGACACGAGGGCGAGGCAUCCAGCUGUUGUCACAAGUCCUGCUCCAGUGUUACUCCCUGCUCCAGGAGAAGGAAGUGCUGCAUCUUGUCCUGUUCUACGAGAGCCGGCUGCAGGACCAUCACCUGGUGAUCCCAUCUGUGCUCCAGGGACUCCGAGCCCUAAGCAUGUGUGAGGUGCUGUCCCCAGGGCUAGCGGUGUCUGUGCUCAAAGCCAUUUUCCAAGAGGUACAUGUGCAGUCCUUACUGCAGCUGGACCGACACACAGUCUACAGCAUCAUCACCAACUUCAUGAGCACCAGGGAGGAAGAGCUGAAGGGCCUGGGUGCCGACUUCACCUUUGGCUUCAUCCAGGUCAUGGACGGAGAGAAGGAUCCCCGCAAUCUGCUGGUGGCCUUCCAGAUUGUGCGUGAUCUCAUUACCAAAGACUAUGCCCUGGGUCCCUUUGUGGAGGAGCUGUUUGAAGUUACGUCCUGCUACUUCCCUAUUGAUUUUACUCCACCCCCCAAUGAUCCUCAUGGCAUCCAGAGAGAAGACCUGAUCCUGAGUCUCCGGGCCGUACUGGCUUCCACACCCCAAUUUGCUGAGUUUCUUCUCCCUCUGCUUAUUGAGAAGUUGGACUCAGAACUGCAAAGUGCCAAGCUUGACUCCCUGCAGACUCUGACUGCCUGCUGUGCCAUCUACGGGCAGAAGGAGCUGCAGGAAUUCCUCCCCAGCCUCUGGUCAUCCCUGCGCAGAGAGGUGUUCCAGACAGCGAGCGAGAAGAUUGAGACGGAAUGCCUGGCCACACUGCAUGCCCUCUCUGCCUGCCUCUCCCGCUCUGUGCUCAGCUCUGAUGCCGAGGAUCUGCUGGAUUCCUUCCUCAGCAGCAUCCUGCAAGAUUGCAGGCACCAUCUGUGCGAGCCCGACAUGAAGCUGGUGUGGCCCAGUGCCAAACUCUUGCAGGCAGCAGCGGGUGCCUCCCUCCGCACCUACCACCGUGUCACCCGCAGUGUCCUGCCCCUGCUGCUGGAGCAGUACACCAACCACCCGCAGAGCAGCCAGAGGAGGACAAUCCUGGAAAUGCUGCUGGGCUUCCUCGAGUUGCAGCAGAAGUGGGGAUAUGUGGAAGAAGAUGAGAGCGCUCUGCUGUCACUCCAAGCCCCGGUUUGUUCUGUGGUGUUCUCGGCGCUGACGGAUCCCAGUGUGCAGCUGCAGCUGGUUGGGAUCAAGGCACUGACUCUCCUGGGCUCCCUUCAAGGCUUUUUGUCUUCCUCUGACCUGGAGCUGGUUGUGGACCACCUCAUCCGUCUCGCUCUGCAUGAGGAGGAUUCCCAGAGCAGUGAAGCAGCGAUGGAGGCAGCUGGGUCCUUGGCCCCCAUCUACCCAAAGGUUUUCUCUGGACACAUGGUACCUAGGCUUGAAAAGGAGCUGCAGUCAGAGCGGGAGGAGAGCUCCCACAGCCACUGCUCCCUGCAGCAACGCUGCCUGCAGGCCCUGGCAGCCGUGUCCACCCACACCAGCAUUGUGAGGGAGACUGUCCCUGUCCUGCUGCAGCAUCUCCAGAAGGUGCAGAAAGGGAGCGAGGCUGGGAACACCCAGGACAUGGUCUCUGUGUGCCAGAGCCUGCACCGUGUGGCCCUGCAGUGCCAGCAGGAUGCAGAGGGUUGCUGGUACUUCCACCAGACGGUGGUGCCAUGCCUCCUGGCCAUGGCUGUGCAGGCAGCCAUGCAAGAGAGCACCCACCUACUGCUGGGCAAGGCACUGCUGGAGGAAGAGGUGCUGGCAGCCAUGGUCCCAGUCAUCAGUGCUGCCACCACUCACCUGAGUCCUGAACUGGCUGCCCAGAGCGUGUCUCAUGUGAUCUCCCUCUUUCUGGAUGGAGAGGUCUCCUUCCUACCCCAGAACAGUUUUCCUUCCUCCUUCCAGCCUUUUGGGGAUGGGGAGUGCUUGGAGGCACAGAGACGCCUGGUUGCCCUCCUCAUGGCCUUCAUCUGCUCCUUGCCCCGCAAUGUGGCAAUUCCUCAGCAGGAGUGGUUGCUCCGGGAGCUGCUGGCACUGAGCUGCUCCUGCAACUGCCCUUUCACAGCCACCACAGCUGCCAAGUGCUUUGCGGGGCUGGUGAACAAGCACCCAGCAGGGCAGCAGCUCGAUGAGAUCCUGCAGCUUGCAGUGAACAGGAUGGAGCCCGGCCUUGCCGAGGGACCCUGCCGAACGCAGGCGCUCACCUUGCUGCUCUGGGUGACCAAAGCCCUGGUGCUGCGCUACCACCCCCUGAGCUCCUGCCUGACAGACAAGUUGCUGGGCCUGCUGGGUGACACAGAGCUGGGCCCAGCUGCGGCCGACGGCUUCUCCCUGCUCAUGGCUGAGUCCCCAGACGUGCUGCACAAGGGCUGCCACGCCGACGUGCGCAUCAUGUUCCGCCAGCGCUUCUUCACUGACAACGUCCCCAAACUGGUGCAGGGCUUCCACGGGGCUGGUCCCGACGUGAAGGCCAAUUACCUGAAGGGCCUGUCCCAUGUGCUCAACCACCUCCCCAAACCUGUGCUGGUGACAGAGUUGCCCACGCUGCUUUCUCUCCUGCUUGAGGCCUUGUCCUGCUCAGACCGUGUGGUUCAGCUCUCCACACUGAACUGCCUCCAGCCGCUGCUGCUCGAAGCUCCCCAGAUCAUGAGCCUGCAUGUCGACACACUGGUCACCAAGUUCCUCAACCUCACCUCCAGUCCCACCAUGGCUGUCCGCAUCGCUGCCCUGCGCUGUGCCCAUGCACUCACCUGCCUGCCCACACCAGUGCUGCUCCCAUACAAGGCCCGAGUUAUCCGGGCACUGGCCAAGCCUUUGGAUGACAAAAAGAGGCUGGUGCGGAAGGAGGCGGUGGCAGCACGGGGGGAAUGGUUCCUGCUGGGGAGCCCAGGCAGGUGAGUGCCCUGCAUCCCCUUCCUGCGCUGACCGACAAUCCUACUGGUGCCCUGCUAACCUGCCAAGCCAUCCAACUGAUGCUGUGGACCCUCAGAGCCCAAUGCUGCCCUGAGUGCCAGGGCUGGAGCGCAGAGGCCAGCAGAAAGCACCUCUCACUGCAGCACCUUCCCAGUACCCACAGCAGGGAAGGAGCUGUGCUGCUCAUGGCUUGUCCACCCUCUGCUGCAGCCAGGGACAGUGAUGGACAGACCUGCCACACGUGAGUGGAAAGGACAGGUCUGUGCACACGUGUGGUGUGUGAUAACCCACGUGCCAGAGGAAUAAAUAUAUCUGUUUUGGUAAUUCUCCGAGGGCCUCCAUGCAGCUCGGGCUGGGACUUCAGUGCCCCUUCCAUAUGUUGAGCAGCUUAAGGUGCUGCUGGUUACAUGCCCUGCCCUUUAUCCUCUUU
Molecule: messenger RNA, 3550 nt
Organism: Myiozetetes cayanensis
Lineage: Eukaryota; Metazoa; Chordata; Aves; Passeriformes; Tyrannidae
Gene: MMS19
Product: MMS19 homolog, cytosolic iron-sulfur assembly component
Exons: 31
Coding region: 31-3105 (1024 amino acids)
Biological process (GO): iron-sulfur cluster assembly
Cellular component (GO): MMXD complex; cytosolic [4Fe-4S] assembly targeting complex
Source: RefSeq, a predicted model, not a curated record